AUGGCCGAGUGGUUAAGGCGAAGGAUGCAGGUUCCUUUGGGCUCUGCCCGCGCAGGUUCGAACCCUGCUCGUGUCGCCAAUUCUUUUUUGGUUUUUUGUUUAUAG
This is a messenger RNA of Priceomyces carsonii, 105 nucleotides long. RefSeq lists its product as uncharacterized. Lineage: Eukaryota; Fungi; Ascomycota; Pichiomycetes; Serinales; Debaryomycetaceae. The coding region runs from base 1 to 105 and encodes 34 amino acids. The transcript has a single exon. The record is from RefSeq and is a predicted model, not a curated record.